Elaeis guineensis (African oil palm) is the source of this 2158-nucleotide messenger RNA. The record is from RefSeq and is a predicted model, not a curated record. Lineage: Eukaryota; Viridiplantae; Streptophyta; Magnoliopsida; Arecales; Arecaceae.
AGGUCCAAUCAAUAAUUUCUCUGCAGCAACGAGCAUGCAGCCAGGCAAGUAAUUAAACGGCAAAGCAGCUGCAGGGCCCACUGAACAUGACCGAUGCGAAAUCCAGAAACGACCUGAUUGAUAUAUAUCGCUCUCCUCCCCAUUACGGCAUCGAAUCCCUGGCCUUUGUCCAACCAAUUUAUCAAGUAUCAACCAUGCGUUGUAGAAUCUUCUCAUCACCAUCUCCCGUCCACAUGUCCCUCGUCUUCCUCCUCCUCUUCAUCUCCAUCAACGGUUACCCUGCGAACAGCCCCCCAGCCUCAUUCUGUCCAAACUCCACGACCUGUGGCGGACAACUUACUGCUUAUCCAUUCUGGGUAAAUCAGAACCCCUCCUACUACUGCGGUUAUGAAGGAUUUAUGCUGAUAUGCAAAGAUGGCCACCCAAUCCUUUCCCUCGGCUCCCACGAGUACAACGUAACCAACAUCGAUUACCACAACCAAACUAUUUCUCUUGUCGACACCGAUGUCGUCGACGCUGGCACCUGUCCCUGGCCCAGGCACAACCUCACCUUCGAGCACAACUCCUUCCUCAACUACACCUCCUCGGACAUCGACCUCACCUUCUUCCUCAAUUGCUCCUUGGAAAAAGAUCUUAGCAACAACCAAAUAACCUGCCUUCCCGGCAGCGAUGCUAGCAACUCGUCUUACAUCUUCACUGACGAUGAUCUUCCGACCGCCAAAGAGUACGGUUUGGCGCAGAGGUGCCAAGGUAUAGUGGUGGCGCCCGUCCUGAAUGAGCUCAGUGUUAACGGGAGCCAUUUGCUUGGUGACUUCGGAGGGGUGCUGAAGAAAGGCUUCCAGCUGCACUGGUCCGGGGAGCCCUUGGGGGAAUGUGGCCGCUGCGAGCUCUCCGGUGGGCGCUGCGGGUACAACCAAACGGGCAGCACCGGUUGGGUCUUCGUCCGCUUUUGCUCCGACUCUACCGGAACUCACAAAUUGAAGAAGAGGAAAAUCAUGAUAGGAACCUUUGUUGCCUUGGCAGGAUUAUCUUUGUGGUGCUUAUUCCUUUUAGCCUAUCUCCUUCGUUACAGAAAGUCUCACCCAGAGAAUGUGCACAGUGUUGAAGACUUGCUACGAAAAUAUGGUUCCCUGGUGCCAAAAAGGUAUAAGUAUUCAGAAAUUAAGAGGAUGACCAAAUCCUUUAGUCACAAGUUAGGACAAGGUGGUUAUGGAAAUGUGUUCAAGGGUAGUCUCUAUGAUGGCAGUCCGGUAGCUGUGAAAGUCUUGAGUGAGUCCAAAGGAAAUGGUGAGGAAUUUGUCAACGAAGUAGUUAGCAUCGGCAAAACUUCUCAUGUAAACAUUGUUUGUCUACUAGGCUUCUGUAUAGAGGGGUCCAAGCGUGCUCUUGUCUACGAAUUCAUGCCAAAUGGAUCACUAGAGAAAUUUAUAUACACAGAGAUACCAAAUGCAAACAUUAAACUUGGUUGGGAAAAAUUAUAUGAGAUCACUGUCGGUGUAGCUCGAGGACUAGAGUACUUGCAUCGUGGGUGUAACACUCGGAUAGUACAUUUUGAUAUCAAGCCUCAUAACAUCCUGCUAGACCAAGAUUUUUGUCCCAAAAUUUCUGAUUUUGGGCUGGCAAAAUUAUGCCCUCCAAAAGAGAGCAUCAUUUCAAUAAAUGGUGCUAGGGGAACGGUUGGGUACAUUGCCCCUGAAGUUUUCUCUAGAAAUUUUGGAGUUAUCUCUAGCAAGUCUGAUGUUUACAGUUAUGGAAUGAUGGUGCUAGAAAUGGUUGGUGGACGGAAAAAUAUAGAUGCAAGAGUAGAAAAUACCAGUGAAAUUUAUUUUCCACAUUGGAUUUUUGAUCACCUCGAUCAAUACAAUACCCUAGAAGCUUGUAGAGUGACUAGUGAGACUGAAGAGAUUGUCAAAAAGAUGAUAAUAGUUGGGUUAUGGUGUAUACAAAUGCAGCCUACAGAUCGACCUUCAAUGAGUAGAGUAGUGGAUAUGUUGGAAGGAAGCAUUAGUGACUUACAAAUGCCACCAAAACCAUAGUUAAUUUCUAUUUUAGAAUCAUCAAUGAUUCUAAUAUUUCAACGGCAUGUAUUCCUUAUGAGGUGCAAAACUCAUUGUACUUUUUAGCUCGUUAAAGGAUAAUCUCUACGCUUAUGUUUGAG